CUCUCUUUCCCUUGCUCCGGACCCUGAGAUCCUGGCCUACCUGAGCUCGGCAGACCUGUGGGGGCCCCUGGUGAGGAGAUGCUGGCAGAGUGGGGGGCUUGCCUGCUGCUGGCAGUGGCACUGCUGGGCCCAGGGCUCCAGGCCCAAGCCAUGGAAGGUGUCAAAUGUGGGGGUGUGCUCUCAGCACCUUCUGGAAACUUCUCCAGCCCCAACUUCCCUAGACUGUACCCCUACAACACAGAGUGCAGCUGGCUGAUCGUGGUGGCCGAGGGAUCCUCGGUGCUGCUCACCUUCCAUGCCUUUGACCUAGAGUACCACGACACCUGCAGCUUCGACUUUCUGGAGAUCUACAAUGGGGCCUCACCAGACAAGGGCAACCUGCUGGGGAGGUUCUGCGGCAAGGUGCCCCCGCCGCCCUUCACCUCCUCCUGGCAUGUCAUGUCUGUCAUCUUCCACUCGGACAAGCAUGUGGCCAGCCAUGGCUUUUCUGCGGGCUACCAGAAAGAUGUGUGUGGCGGCGUCCUGACUGGCCUGUCAGGGGUCCUCACCAGUCCUGAGUAUCCCAACAACUACCCGAACAGCAUGGAGUGCCACUGGGUGAUCCGGGCCGCUGGCCCUGCCCACGUCAAGCUGGUGUUCGUGGACUUCCAGGUGGAGGGCAAUGAAGAGUGCACCUAUGACUACGUGGCUGUGCUUGGGGGGCCUGGCCCCACCCGUGGGCACCACUACUGUGGCAGCACCAGGCCCCCCACCCUCGUGUCUCUGGGCCACGAACUGCAGGUGGUCUUCAAGUCCGACUUCAACAUCGGAGGCCGUGGCUUCAAGGCCUACUACUUCUCAGGAGAAUGCCAGGAGGUAUACAUGGCCAUGCGGGGCAACUUCUCCAGCCCACAGUACCCCAGCUCCUACCCCAACAACAUCCGCUGCCACUGGACCAUCCGCCUGCCCCCGGGCUACCAGGUCAAGGUGUUCUUCCUGGACCUGGACCUGGAGGAGCCCAACAGCCUGACCAAGACCUGUGACUUUGACCAUCUGGCGGCCUUCGAUGGGGCCAGCGAGGAGGCACCCCUGCUGGGGAAUUGGUGUGGACACCACCUGCCACCACCCGUGACCUCAAGCCACAACCAGCUUCUGCUUCUGCUGCACACAGACCGCAGCACCACCCGCAGGGGCUUCUCUGUGGCCUACAUCGGAGUGGUGCCCAUGAACGUGAGCUGCUCCCGCACGGACUUCCAGAUCCUGAUCUCCACGCAGGCGCUGGCCCCGCUGGAGCGGACCAAGGUCUACCUGGGCAGCCGGAGCUGUGCCGCCCAGGAGGUCGGCGGCAACCUCAGGAUCCAGGCCCGCUUUGAUACCUGCGGCACUGAGUCUCAGAGAAGAAACAACACUUCAGUGAUUGUCAGCGUGCUGUACAUCGACUUCUCAGCCGCGGGGCGGGAGGACAUCCAUGAGUACGAGGUCCGCUGUGAGCCACGGCGCAAGGAGGCUUCUGUCCACCUGCUGUCUGGCUCUCACUGGCUGGGGCCCUAUGCUGCCACUGCGGAGCACCUUCAGGAAGCACCACCCAUGGAUGAGGCGGAGGCACUGGAGGGCCCAGUGAGCAUGGUGGCCCAGGAUACCAGUGACAUCGUCUUCCUGGGCCUUUGCAUCCUGGCUGGAAUCCUCAUGGUUAUUGCCAUCGUGGUCUUGAUGCUGCUUUGAAUAGACAGCAUAGGGACCUGGCAUCUGACAUGCCUGGGAGGCAGCUUAGGGACCCAUAACAGGGGUGGGACGGGGACUUGCUGACUUGGUGACCAUUGGCAGGUCAUAUCCCUCUCUGAGCCUCCAUUUCCUAGGGACAGUCAUUCUGCCCUGCUAUCUCACAGGGCUGGCAUGAGGCUCAGAGGCGGGCAGAGAUGGAUAAGAGCUUUGUAAUCUGUAGCAUGCUGUGUAUGUAUAUGCAAUUGCUGUUAUUAAUUUUAAAGAUAUUCUGCUGUAGAAAA
Homo sapiens (human) is the source of this 1982-nucleotide messenger RNA. It is a transcript of the gene CDCP2, whose product is annotated as CUB domain containing protein 2. The transcript has 6 exons. NCBI's taxonomy places the organism in Eukaryota, Metazoa, Chordata, Mammalia, Primates, Hominidae. Gene Ontology annotation, cellular component: membrane. The coding region runs from base 79 to 1701 and encodes 540 amino acids. The record is from RefSeq and is marked validated.